AUGGCAAGGAGCGCCUGGAAAACGUGCGCUCUUGCAGCCGUCUUGAUUCAGGCUACCACCAAUGCUAUCUCCAUCACCUCUCCUCCGAAGGCUCUUCUACCACGAGCAACGGGAACCUCACCCCUCGCAUCAGCAUGUGCGAAAGCGUCCAGUGCUUCGAGUCAAUAUUUGGUUGACCAGCCUGAAGCUACGCGGGUAUAUGUGCCCGCCGAGCUCGCCUACGACUGCAUGAGAUCUGUCCCGAACUACCAAGAACCUGCAAUGCGCCUCCUGAACUCUCUGCAGACGUAUCUGGAGUUUCAGAGUGACAAAGCGUAUCUGCUGAACCCCCCACCCGGCUACCUGUAUCCUGCCUUGGAUUUUGAUGGAGAGUUUUACACUAUAAAGAAAAAGGUGGAGGCGGGAGGGUAUGAGAGCGAAUAUGACUUUCAGGUCGACCUCACGGCUUUUUUGACGACGGCGCGUGAUGGACACCUGUCGUGGAAUGAUGAUCUUACGGUGCUCGAUGAUGCAGGCAAUACGGUUCCCGUAACCGGAUACGCGCCUUCGCCAGUCACCAGCAUAGACGGUGUUGACGUCGUGACCUUUCUGUUGACCCAAUCCAUGGUGGGGAGUUUUCAGGACCCAGAUGCCCUAUGGAACGUCCUGUUUCCCUCGUUAACCCAAUCGUGGGCUCCCGCAUUCCAGGACCCCGUGUACUACCCAGGGCCUUCAACAAACAUAACGUUCGCAAAUGGGACUACUUUUACAUAUCCGAACCUUGCUAUCGUCAAUGCGGAUCUGGAUGGCAUCCAAACGGGAGAGGACGCCUUCUCCUCGUUCUGUUCCGGUGCUUUCGAGACGGAGACCUUAGCUGAGACGGCCACUACAACGACUGCCAGCAGUGCAGUUUCCACCACCUCACAGGCACCUGCAACAACGCAAGCCCCCCCAAGCUCACCGACCAUUCCAGGCUAUCCAUAUCCAGUAAUAAAGCACAGCGAUGGCUCGGUUGCCGGGUAUUAUUUGAAUGAUACUGGCCUUACCGAUGUGGCUGUCCUUCAAAUCCAAGGAUUUGAGUCGCAAAGCGAUGAUUCGCUAAGUUAUGAGAGGGAGUUUCAGUCCGUGGUAGAAAAGUUUCUCGAUGCCGCGGUCAAGACCGGAAAGAGGAAGUUAGUGAUCGAUCUUCAGGGCAAUGGAGGUGGCUUCAUCGACCUUGGGACCGACACCUUUGCCCAACUCUUUCCAUCCAUCGCACCUAACUCGAAGUCGAACAUGCGAGACCAUCUUGGUUUCUGGAUCCUGGGCAAUGCUGCGUCGGCCAUGGCCGAGGCCGCUGAAAAAGACUCCGACAUCGCUGACCUGUUGGAAGAUUUGAAUGACUUCUCCCCAAUGGCGUUUCAGUCUGUCGUCAGUUACCAGUUUUACGAUUUCCCUGAUUUUGAGACAUUCUAUGGCCCCUACCCAGCGAACGCCGGCAACUUCUCUGCCUUCUUCCAGAACAACUACACGGAUCCAAGUUCUUCAGACUUUGCAGGGAACGGUAUCAUCAUCACAGGAACGAAUAACCGUACCGGAUUCCGACAACCCUUUGCGGCACAGGAUAUCAUUGUGCUCACUGACGGCUAUUGUGCAAGCACUUGCACCGUGUUCUCAGAAUAUCUGAAAAGUUUCGCCGGUGUGCAAUUUAUUACAGUGGGUGGGCGCCCACAAACAGGCCCAAUGCAAGCGAUUGGCGGUGUAAAAGGCAGUCAGAUCUUUGAAUUUGACAAUGUAGCAGGGAUCUGGGUCGAUCUCUUCAACAGUCCCAACAACACAUACUUGAGUCUGGCAAACGGCACAAUCUGGGAGAACUUCACCUACGAGCCGGUGCUACGAGAAAUCGGCCAGUCCGGUGGUGGAGUAAAUGGACGCAACCAUUUCCGGAUGGGCGACGAAACCGAAACGCCGCUUCAAUUUGUGUACGAAGCAGCUGACUGUCGCAUCUGGUAUACGAGAGAAAUGAUGUAUGACCCGACCUUCACCUGGUCACGAGUGGCCACUAUCGCUUUUCAAGAGCGAACAGGAACGCAGUUCAACUCGAAAUAUUGUGUCGCAAACAGCACAGGACAUCCGACCAGCAUCUCGGGAGGGUGGAAGGCCCCUGGACUGGGGCCGCAAGACCCGCCGGCGAACGCGAGAGCGACGGUCAACGGUUGGCAGCUGCAAGGCAAACCCCUUCAAGCACUGCCCCCGGGCAAUUCUGCACCGAACUCGAAACAGACAGGGACCAACUCACCUCCAAGUUCAACGAAAGCGUCAAAGCCCACUUCGACGCCGGGCAAAGGGUCGGCCGUCGUCUUCUCAGAUGACGCCGUGGCUGACAGCAUUGAUGUCGGUGGCACCAAUAUUAACGUCGACAGCGCUGAAUUGACCUCGAUUAAGCAAGCAUGUUCCUCCUACACGGGGAAAAAGUGGCUGAUAGAGGCGAUUUGUGAGGCAUUGAACGGAUCGAAAUGA
Messenger RNA from Fonsecaea erecta, 2478 nucleotides. RefSeq lists its product as hypothetical. The record is from RefSeq and is a predicted model, not a curated record. Gene Ontology annotation, molecular function: serine-type peptidase activity. The transcript is spliced from 3 exons. Gene Ontology annotation, biological process: proteolysis. Lineage: Eukaryota; Fungi; Ascomycota; Eurotiomycetes; Chaetothyriales; Herpotrichiellaceae. Bases 1 to 2478 code for a protein of 825 amino acids.